Messenger RNA from Nomia melanderi (Alkali bee), 2654 nucleotides. Its product is annotated as uronyl 2-sulfotransferase. Gene Ontology annotation, cellular component: membrane. The record is from RefSeq and is a predicted model, not a curated record. NCBI's taxonomy places the organism in Eukaryota, Metazoa, Arthropoda, Insecta, Hymenoptera, Halictidae. Gene Ontology annotation, molecular function: sulfotransferase activity.
AUCAAAUUUAGCAUUGCCACUGUCCGGGUCGACAUGGUAGGGCAAUGGGAGCUCCAAUAAAUACUUUGCUGGCUUCUCACUGUUCAGGCUCAGAGAACGUUCCUGUACGUCUAAAGUAGCGUCCGCGGCGGUUCUCAACAGCGGCAGAUCUAUAGAGAUAAUCAACCUUUUCGGUACAGUAGCAUUCAUCUUUGCAUCUUUGCUGAUCCUGAAGUCUUCCAGCUCUAUGUCGGACUGAUGUUUAAUUGAGAAUUUCGGAGUCACGUAUUCGUUGUUUGGGUCUGAAUUUGAGUCCUGUUUGUCCUUGUAGUACGUGGUAGGUGGAGAAGGACGACUUGGUUUCUUUUUAAACCUCUUGGACUGUUGCUCCCUUUUCUCGUCGUAGUCGGACAUCAGUUUCUGGUAAAUUUCCGGCUCCAUGUCCAGUUGUUCUUUCACUGGUUCCUUGGAUGGUUUCCUGAUCACAGAAGGUUGACAGAUUCCUUUGUAAUUCAUCUUCGGAAAUUUGAGGUUCUUUCUAUCGAGUUUCACCUGGAAAACGGAGAAACGAAUGAGUUAAGACGAUCGAAUCGGUGAAAAAUGCGAGCUGUCUUACCUGAAAGUUGCUUUCCACGCCGUCCAUGGCUGUGUCAUUGACAACAUCCCGAAAGUGCGCGUUUUUCGAGGCCAGGUAGAUCGUGUCCGGAUGGAAGACUACGUCGACGACCAUGCAACGUACAUUUUUCUUGUCAAGGUCAUCCCGAGGCGGUGUGAGCAGGUAGGGGAUGUACCAUUCCAAACCAUGAUGACCUUGCUCGUACAGAGGCUGACUGCUCGGUCGCGAGAGGAUGUCACUCUUGCUGAUGUUCAGGAAACAUUUUCUAUCUCCGUUCACACUGGUUUUAAUGACAUAACCGGGCUCCGGAUUAACGAACACAACGUCGACGCCCCGUUCUUUUUCUAACUGCGUGAUCUCUUUUUCGUAGAGCUUCCUAUUUUCCGGAUCGGUCACUUCUUUCGCGUACUCGAUCAACAAUUUACGGAAUUCCUCCUUUUUCAGGCACUCCUUCAAUGUCUUGAUCUCUUCCUUGGUCACCUCUAAAUCUUCCCAAUCUUUUCUACGUGUUUCAUACGCGUCCAUCUUACGAAAUGAUGUCGCGUGUUUGCAAAUAAACUCGUAGGUAGAAAGAUCGCGAAGCUCCUAUACUAACAGGGAUGGCUGCGCCAACUACGCCGGCCGGUCGAACGACGGUCAAACGCGGAACUUACAAACGCCUAAUGGCGUGGACGCCAUUUCUCUCUUAUCAGGUGAUCCCGUUUACCAACGAUCCCAGAGGUCCCCCGAACCCGAAAUUCCCUCUAAGAUCUCCCGUUCCCUCCUUGUCGAUAAGAGAAGAACUCGAGCGUCGAUCAUGCGCCUAAACGUUAACCUUAAAAACAUGUUCAACGUCCUCGUGGACAUAGCUGAAAUGCCAUUCAACCGAUGUAUCUAUAUUGAAUCUAAAUUAUCGGAACAGCGAAGGUCAAUGGGAACAUCGGUCUGCGAAGUGGAAUCAUCGUUCGCGUCUCGAAUCUCGAAUCUCGCUUCCUUUCACCGUACUUGACUCGAUAUUCCACGGAGAAUGUUUUGCACGUAUCGAUAUGUUACGCCUUCUCUCGCGGAACUGGGUCCUCGUCGAAGUUUCCCUAAGAUGAACAGACACGUUCUGAUGUUGACACGCGUACCCGACGCCGGAGCUGAACUGUUAGUGCUGAUUUUCCAGCGGCUACAAGGAUAUAACGCUUUCAAGCAUAUAAGGUUGCCACCUGGCGAUCAUGGGCUUCUGUCGUCUUUGCAAGAGGAGCUGCUAGUGGAAGAGAUUACGAAUAUAAUCAGACAGGAGGCGGUCCCUUUGAGUUUCGACGGGGACGUUAGGUUUUUAAAUUUCUCGAAAUAUGGCCGACAGCCUCCGUCGUUCAUUUCUCUAGUGAGAAAUCCUCUGAACGUACGGAACUUGCAGAGUUACAGAUACCGCGAAAGGAGAAAAAUGGGACUCGAAAGUAGAGCCAUACCGUCGUUCUGCGGGCAAGAUCCACGAUGCGCAGAGAUAAACAACAAAUGGGCAUUGCGACGAGCUAAAGCGAAUAUAAUCGAAUGGUACCCAGUCGUCGGUAUAUUAGAUUGCAUGGAGCAAUCGAUAAGCGUAUUGGAACAGAAGUUUCCAUACUUUUUCCGCGGCGUUAGGCAAAUUUAUAAAAAGAUUCGGUCCAAAAAGAAGCACAUCUCCGAUAUGUCGCUUUCACUGGUACCACGGGAAAGGGAUAACUUUUUGAAACACUUCGGAGACGAGAUAGAAUUGUAUCGGUGGUUGAAAUUUCGCCUAUUCAACGAAACGUUAAAGAACGUUGUAGAAACUUGACCCGUACAAAGCGGAAGGUUACCAUGUCCGUCUGUCGCCUAGUUACAAAUCGUACCAAAGAUAAUUUUCUAUUGAAUAUUUUCCGGUAAUUUAUUUACCGAUGGGAGAACGAUUGCUUCUUUGUAUAAUAUAGAACAUCUUUACGAAGGAUUCUACUACGCUCUAGUGUGCGGUUAACGGUACACGUGGUGCCAUCUUUGAGCGAACGAUGGCGAAUGGGUAAGCGAUCGUUAAAAUGAAAAUCAAUGUUCUUAUGUAUACGAAUAAACAUGGAAA